UAUUCUCCGAAACCUCCCCACACCAGACAUGACAAACCAGGCUUUUCUGCUGCUGAUCGCUUUACUAAUGGUGCAACUUGCGUCAAGCGCUAACACAAAACAGCUUACAUCCGGAAUUCCAUUUGGUGAGGACAAGGCUCCGAGGGUAAGCUGGAACCGUCUGGUUGCCCUGAGAAAUAGGGCCAAUUUCAUUGGCCGAAGCUGCAAAGAAGUCAAGGAGAAAUACGUUCAGUCUGAGGAUGGGCUGUACUACCUGACCACGGCCAACGGGGUGGUGUACCAGACCUUCUGUGACAUGACCACUGCCGGCGGUGGCUGGACGCUGGUGGCCAGCGUGCACGAGAACAACAUCUACGGGAAGUGCACGGUGGGUGACCGCUGGACGAGCCAGGAGGGCAACAGCGCCAACAGGCCCGAAGGGGAAGGCAACUGGAUGAACGUGAAGACCUUCGGAACGGCAGAGGCAGCCACGGUGGAUGACUACAAAAACCCCGGCUACUACGACAUCGAAGCCGAGGACAUGUCCGUUUGGCACGUUCCCAACAAAACCCCCAUGACCAUCUGGAACCUGGCCUCCAUCAUGCGAUACCACACAGAAAGACGCUUCCUCAAGCUUUUCGGGGGAAACCUGUACCAGCUCUUCCACCGCUACCCGGUUAAGUACAACGUCGGGGCGUACUUGUCUGACAACGGACCCUCCAUUCCCAUCGUCUACGACCUCGGGGACAAAGAGUCCACCAAAAUGUUCUACGGGCCCAACACUAGAGGGGAGACCGAGGGAGGCUACAUCAGUUUCAGAGCCAUAAACCACGAGCGGGCAGCAACGGCCAUCUGCUCCGGGGUCAAACCCAAAGGCGGACAGGUUGAUGCAUACUGUAUUGGUGGUGGGGGGUAUUUCCCUGAGGGGAAUCCUCACCAGUGUGGCGACUUUACAUCUUUCGCCUGGGAUGGUUAUGGAACCAACAGAGGCUGGAGCGCAUCAAAAGAGAUGCUUGAAUCAUCGGUGCUACUCUUUUACCGCUAAUUCACUCUGUAUACCUUUUUUGGGGUAAAACUAUUUUGUCAGUUCACAUUAAUGAAAAAAAUUGCUAUUAUGCUCAUGCUUAUUUAAAAAAAAAAAAAAUGAUUUUCAAAUAACUCCUUGACUAAAAAUGUACAGUAUAAAGCCAUUCCAUGCCAUCAGAUAUAAAGUCUAAUGUCUUGUAAAAUAAUUUAAUUCUUAUAGCUGAAAUUGUGAGUGAGAAUUGAUUACUCAUAAAACGCAAUCCAUAGAAUGGUUGUUUUGAUACUCUUUCAUAAGGUUUUUAAAUGUUAACAUGAGAAAUAACUCAUUAACAUUGCAAUACUUCUGAAAUUUGGGCCUUACCCCAGACUCAUUUGAGAAUGAAAGAAUCUUCUUUAUUUUCUAAACAAAUUAUGUUUAAGGAUGUAUAAAAAUGUAUGGAAUGGUUUUUGUUUUCCUCUUUCAAAAAUGUGAAAAUAAAAGUACUCUUAAAAUGUGUGAGCAUGAAAUGAGCCUAAUGUAUUUUAUUUCCAUUAUAUAUCAAAGAUCAUUGGUUCAAAUCCCAGAACAGAACUGGUUAAACAAUCUGAGCCAGGAACUUAACCCUAAUUGAAUCUCAAAGAUGCUCUUAACAAGAGUGUCUUCAAAAUGUCUGAAAUGAAACACAUUAAAUCAAUACAUAAUAUUAUAGACACAGUGUAUGUGGAGUUGUGGGUGGUGUGAGAAAGAACAGUCAAAUAUUCUGAAUAGGAUAAAGAGAAGGCAAGGGCCAGGACUUCAUCCUUCACCUGGCUUUUAAACGGGCGUGAGGAUGAAUGGCAUUCUAUUCAUCCAGUAAUCUUGUCCUCUAUCCAACCUGACUUUAUAGUCAUAAUCCCAUUAAGAACAACACAAACCUCAUUUAGAAGCACAUUAAUGUACACUUUGACCUCAGAACACUGUCAUUCCUGCUCCCAACAGCAAGGACCCCCCCUCCUCGGCCCCCUUCCAUUGAAGAUCAUUCCUUUGAUCACAGAGUUAAAGCGCCAUAAGGGAGUCGGGCUAUAUCUUGAAGGGACAUUUGCCGCGUAGUCUUAACAGACGGAAAACAAUGACCUUCCUAGAAACAACUUCUCCAGAUACCGACGAAAUAAGAAUCCAUGUGUAUAAAAGAAGCAGACGACACCAUCAGGCACCUAUCGGAAUGGGUUCAUGACGACCUGCCUCUCCUCACAUCCGACGUACUUCUCCUAUAUCAGUGUCAUUGAGGGCGGGGAUUAGACAGGGUGACAGGAUAAUGGGUUACUCUGCUCCGUCCCUGUCCUUUGUCCCCAUUGUUUAUUUGGUCAUUGUGUUUUGGUCGUGUCGUUUUGUCGUCUAUGAUCUGUAAUUUAAGAACAUUCGUAAACAUGAUUUCUUGUUUUCGCUGUAUUUUUAGUUCUUUUUUAACACUGGUGUCUUGUUUUUUUUCCCCCGCUAUAAAAAGUCUGUUGUUACUAAAUGCACUAUGGGUAGAGAUUACAUUCCAGAUGACAGCAAGGAUGUUAUUGUGCAUUUUUUAAUCAAGAUAUUAACAGUUGUUCUUGCUUUCUAAAGUAUACAAAAGGGUUCUAAAAGGGUCCUAAAAGGGUUCUUCAGCUGGCCCCAUAGACAUAUAAAUCCUUUUUUGUUUUCAGUUAGAGCCCCUUUACCCCCAAAGGUGUUUUAUCUCAAACCAUAAGGUUUCUACCUGGAACCCAAAGUGCUCUAACUUAAAGAGAAAAAGUUAUUCAAAGGGUCCCCCUCUGUGGACUGCCAAAUAACCGUUUUUUUCUUUUUAUUUGUCCAUUCUGUAAGACAUAAAAGUUGUGAUGUUGCAUGCAAAUGUAAUGUUUAUAAUGCUGGCCCAUAUGCU
This is a messenger RNA of Esox lucius (northern pike), 2876 nucleotides long. Its product is annotated as intelectin. Gene Ontology annotation, molecular function: oligosaccharide binding. The record is from RefSeq and is a predicted model, not a curated record. Bases 29 to 1024 code for a protein of 331 amino acids. NCBI's taxonomy places the organism in Eukaryota, Metazoa, Chordata, Actinopteri, Esociformes, Esocidae. The transcript has a single exon.